Molecule: messenger RNA, 12175 nt
Organism: Osmia lignaria (orchard mason bee)
Lineage: Eukaryota; Metazoa; Arthropoda; Insecta; Hymenoptera; Megachilidae
Gene: Pde8
Product: phosphodiesterase 8
Biological process (GO): signal transduction
Molecular function (GO): 3',5'-cyclic-nucleotide phosphodiesterase activity
Source: RefSeq, a predicted model, not a curated record
UGCUCUUAAUUCUUCAUUAUUCUUAAGAAUAUUUUCGAUAUAUUUUAAUUUAUCAUAGGGGAUUAUAAUAAUUUAUUAAUUUUAUAAAUAUUUCAAGACAUUUGAAAUCAGUAAAUUUAAAAACCAAUUCAACUUAUACAUAAUUUAGUAUAUUAUUUAACAUUUUAAUACCGUGGGUCAAUAUUUUAUUGUAGGGUAGGUUUGUAGAAAUUUCAUAUUUAAUUAACAAUUCCAUGGGUCAUCGAACCUAUCCAAUUUCAAAUUUAACUUUCUUUCCAUAAGUACUAUGUUUUGAAAUAUUUCUUUUUAAUAGUUCAACGUGUUUAAACUUUAUGUUUAAUCCUUCAGUACUUCACAUUUUUUAAGAGUAAAUUAUUUCAAAAUUUGAAAUGAUGUAAUAUAAAGUGAAAGCGUAAGGGAGGAGAACCAGGAAAGAAUAAUUAAUAAGGAAAGAAUUUACUUGGAAUACUUUUCGCUGCAUCGGUGCAUCCGUGCAUCGGUGCAUUUAAUAGGAGAAUAAUUGGGAUGGCAUGUGCAAGAUACAGUUCCACGUGAGGUGCAACGAGUGAAACAAUGGUGUACAAUGAGCUCACAAGUAAAGAUAAUUUCCGUCAAGGAAACUUUUAAAGCAUCUCUAGACAAAUAAUCGCUUUUGUGCAACCGCGGGCCUGUUUAAGCUCUAUGCAAACUCGCAAUAACAACUGUUAGAUCAUUCUGCUUACUAUUUGCCAGGUGCAAAUUCUAGAUACCUAACUGUCUUCUAUUCGACUAUCAACGUUACAAUGUAUUUUCGAUGAAAAACUGUUUCUUUCUUUUAGUCUUAAUUCAUUGGUUUAUUCUGAUGAAAUUCAAAUUCAUUAAUUUUUAAGAAUUAAGGACAUUUUACAGCACUUUCAAUUUUAAACCUUGAGUUAUAGAAAAAAUUGUUUUCUAUUACUUUUUAUGUAUCUUCUUAUUUUAUUUUUAUAGAGUAUUUGGAGAGUUUUAGAGUACGAUUUAAAUUUUACACUUUAAUUAACAGGGGUGUGUAAAUUUCUCAAUUGCUUAAGUCUCUUUUUUGUUUUUCAUGUCUUGUCUUACGUGUAAAGUAUACUUGUUCGCAAUGGAAGGGAAGAUUUCACUGUUUUCUCUGACAAGUGUUGAAAUAAUUUGCCUCCAGAAUUUUGUAUCUUUUACCAAAUUACCCAGGUCGUAAUGUGCAAUUGCUGUUCAUCAUUCAAAGAACGUAAGACAUUAUUAGCCUUUCACAUCGACUAAUACUCUCAAGGAGAAUCUGUUUAAUGUUUCGUAACAUGUCUGUUCAUUCUAUCUGCAAACCUAUCACAUGUUAUUGCAUACUAUCUGCCUCUGUUACAUCUUCAUUCGUUAAAAAUGUAGCUUCCUUCAAGAAAACUAUCAAUUAAUAUAAAAACAAGCUUCGUUUUAUUACUUGUUUCAAUCAAUCAUUCAAUUAACUCUGGCUGCCGCUUUUAUGAUUUCAAUUUAAAACGCCUGUUCAGUAGGUUUUUUAUUAUUUCACAUGUUAAGAAAUUAACGAUUCAAUGAAACUUUUAAAUCACUUGUUUGAAUGUCUGGUAUACAUUUUAGUUUGAUAUAUAAAAUAUCAUUUUUUUUUAUUGCAUGAGGUACCUGAAGUUUCGUAAUUUUUUUUUUCAAAAUUAAUCCAAAUAAUUGGUCUCCUGUAUCGCUUUUUAGGCUGUUGCCAUCAUUAAUUUCAUUAAUGGACCUACGUUAAUUUUCGGAGUUGGCACGAUAUAAUUUGCUAAAUGACCUACACAUUAUUUCUCAAGAUAUUAUCGUCAUUAAUUUGUCGAGGCAUUAAUUAAUCUUUAUCAUAUCAGUAUGAUCAAGAUAAUUAAACAAUUUGCAUUUUUCUAUUUUGAAUAUUUUUUUCAACUAUACUGAAUUUUAUUGGAUAUCUUGUAUCAAUUCUUCAAUGUGUCAUCACGAUCAACUCAGUUGAACGAUCUAUGCACUUUUAUUCUUCAAGUCUCCUAUUUCAAUUUUACCAGCAAUCGUUGUACAAAUGUUCAAAUUAAUAAUCACGAUCAAUUUUCCCUUAAAUAGAAUUUUGAAAAAAUGAUUUUGUUUAAAUAUUCGUAACAUACCUUCCUGCCUAUCAGGCCGAGGUUGAAUAACAAGAACGGUGUCCACAUCACGUAACGCUAUCGUGCCCUGAACGAAUAAUCUACACAUCAACGUGCUCUGCCGAGAGUGCAAAUAAAAUAUUUGGCUAGGUGCUCGGAAGAAGGAGGGGUGGUGGUAUCCCAACGAUCUGUUGUCUCUUCCCUACGACUCGUCCUCGUGGAAUCGCAAACUUUAGUCAGUGAAUUCGAGGCCACCAUGCGGUAUACAACUGAGUCUAACAUUAAAAACAACGCGCACAUCUUAACACUUUGUCGUUUAACAAUGAAUCCGUCUAUCGUUCGUUCUUUAUCAUACACAUCAGUGAAAAAAAUCAUUUUAUCGACAGUCAUUCUUUGAACAAUUUCAAUACAGUGAUUUCUCUGUGAAAUUUCUCUGUUACAAUCGAAAAUCUCAAAUAACUUUAGAACGUUUUAAAGUUGUUUACGACACCCCGUAUUCUGAUUGCCUCGCGAGUGUAAUUGACCAGAGGCAAUAAUUGUUCAAGGAAUAGGCGACCUCGGGGCUCCAAAUGUCUCUACAAAGAUACUGACCGAUGUUGAAAUCUCAAACAGGAUCGUGCGCUACCGAUUUCACAACUUGAACCAUUUCCAAACGGGAUCGCGAUCGGUCAUUGAUUGUCGCGUGACAAACAAUCACGAUACCAUUCGUCGAUUCGUCGUUAGUGUCUUACCUCUCUGGGGAAUGAAAUGUAAAUUUCCGUGGGACGUGUUUACAUUUAAACGAACCGUAAUCUCGGAUACGUUGUUCAAGGUGAUCAGAGAAAUUACGCGUAAACCGAUUUCGCGAGAUCGACCGAAGACUCGCGGUUCCUCGAGAUUCACACGGGAAACUUGCGCGAAUUCAUGGUCUGUGAUAAGAUAAAGUGCAUAGGAAGAGAAGAGGAACUUGGUGGACUUGUGUGUGUCCUUGUGCAACUUUGGAUCUGGCCUUCGUGCAGUAUGGUUCAGUGUCAAGCUAAUACGAAUGGAUGACUUUUGUACUUUCCGGAAGUACAUAAUUCCUGCUAUAUUUUGCACGAUGACAUAAUCGGUUGGAAUUUUGAUUAAAUGAUCGUUUAGAAUGUUGAUAAGCAGGGACUCUACUUCUUAAAUAAUUAUCGAAUUUGGAACUUGCGAUUCAAUUUUAGAGAUAUUGUCAUUGUUAUUGUUGACAUGUCUAGACUUAAUUAUUUUUAUUAUAAUAUCUAUAAUUUUAAAUAGAUCUGAUCAAUUUCUUAAUAUUUCACAAGCUUAUUGAACUUUAUCACACCUGACUAGACUUUGCUAGAGAUCCUUGCGUUUAAUUUCAAUUUACUAAGAGACUAGUAUUUCUAGUUCUCAGGGCAUCAUCAUUAAGUUCUUUGCAAUUAACCUCUUCAACUCUAUUAAUAUUAACUUUAAAAAUAGAAUUAUGCAAAAAAAUCAAAAACCCCAUAUUAGUAUUCCAACCUUCCUUUAAUGUCCACAGGAUAUAAUCGUACUUUUUUAUUAACCUUCUCAGCUACUUUAAUGUCCAAGAUAUAAUUAUAGAAAAAAAGAAAUCUGCAUAUAUUAUUCUCUCGUGCUUCUGUGUUUAUGUUUCUAUCAUUUUUGCUGAUUAAGUGCAGUUACAAAAAACAAAUCGACAUCGCAAUUUCAGUGAUAAAUUGGAACUAAAACUAAAAAGUUCACACCUUUGUGCAUCUGUGACAUUCUAAUCAGUGUUAAACAGUGUUUAAAGAAUCAAAUGCUCGAAUUAUGUGAGAAACUGUUCUGCACUCUAACUUUGAUCACGUGAAUGUCAUCAAAGAAACAUGGAAAUCGGGAUCACCUUGCACACGUUUUUAUGGUAGGUACUCUAAGUGUAUCUUGAUCGAUUUACGAACAUGCUCCUCUCAUCGUGUUUUUCAAUAUUCAACGGAACUGUUAACCCUCAUGAAUAUUUAUAAGCACGCGUUAUAGCCUGUCACUCUUCCUCAACGUUUCCUGCACUAACAGCAUCAUCGUCGUUGAGGAACUCGUUUUAAUGACAUUGAACAGGGACGUUCAACCUCUUCGUAUUUUGAAAUCUUAAUGUUUUUUUAAUUAAUUAUAUGCAUCGGGAUGUAUUGCCAAUUCUAUUCGAGACACUAUAAUAUAUAUUAAUUUUGUUGCAUCAAAUGAUACGUCAAGACACUCGUGACUAAUGACGCAUCGUUUGCGUCUUACGUUAUCUCUGGUAAAAAAAAAAAAUUCUAUACUCAGAAAAUAUGGUAUAAAUGGUAGGAUUCUUUUCUAGGAUCUUCUGAAGAAGGUCUCAACAAUGUGGAAGAGGAUUGAAGGAUCUUGCGCGAAGUGAGAUUCUGCUUCAAGAAUGGGAUGCAAGCCCAGCAUGUUGGAGUGCAUGGGGGACAAAAGGGACACGGAUAAGAGGAAACAAUCGGAUUCGUUGGAUCAAGGAUCUCUAGUCGACAUAGGUAAUUUCACGUUUCUCUUCAAGGACUUGCAACUAUAGUGUGCGCUCUGUACCCGUGGAUCUUGAACUAUUUAGAAUUAUCUGACAUCUUAUUUCAAGUUUUACUUUUUUGUUAUUUUUGUUCGUUAUACUUGUACUUUGAAACAAUGACUGUGCUGUACUUUAAUUUUUUAUUUUCUAAUUAAAUUCACUCUUACAAGUUUCUAUAACCGACUUCUAUCAACCAUAAAUUUUGUUAGAUCAAAUCACUUUCAAUUUCAAGAUGAAAGAGUGGCUGCCAUAAAAUUUCAUUACUUUUUUUAUUAAAUUAAUUAUUUUAAGUUCAAUCGUUAACUUUUGCCAAAUUAAAUCAUUUUUUCAAUAGUUUUAUCAAUUUCAUGGGGAUAGAAUCAUGGGGAUAGAAGGACGUCUCCGACUACGAGGGCGUAUACAAUCGAUCAACAAAAAUAAUUUGCAAUGUGCUGGGGGCAUUUCUGCGUCAUUGAUGCGUACGCCUUUCGCAAAAGUAUACUUCGAGCGAAUGGCGAUUCGCCUUGACCUAGUCUCUACAUUGACCACACCGUAUUCUUGUCUGGAAGCUAAGAUCGAGAUGAGAAUUAAUCAGCCUCGGUACAUGGUUUCACAAAGCUGUUUGCACCGUUUUCUUAACUUUCGACAAGGAGGAAGGGUCAAACUUCUGUCGUAAAUCAUUGUCAUUCAGUGACUGUAGCGUUAGAAAUGGGCUACCAUUAGAGAUCCAUUUGAAUUUGUCUGCGUAUUCUUAAACAGGGCACAGAGACAGAGAAGUGUUUGCUUUGUCUAUUUUUUAAUUGAAUAAUUGCUUAAAAAUAAAAUUGAAAACGUAAUCAUUGGAGGUGUUACACACCAGCCAUUUUCGAUUUUCAACUCAAAAAACAUUUUCAAAAGGGCACAGUAUUAUCGGCAAUAUUCUACUUCAACCUCACCUCAAUUGUACUUUAUCACACUCUCUUCUUAUUUCUACAUUUUUUACUUCUUAAACACAAAUGUAUUAACAUCACAAUUCAACUCGAAACAAAAAACUCAACGACAUUGCGCAUAUUUCCUUUUCAAUUAUUAUUUCUCAUAAAUACAUGACAUUCAAUAUAAUUUCAACACUUCAUUCUUUUUUUUUUUAAUUCUCGCAUCGCAUUAAAAGCAUCUCGGUUUAAAUGUCUUUUGAAAGGAAUAUAAUUUGCCAUUCAACGAGUUUAUUGGUAAGCAAGAAUGCCACGGGCACAAGGGUACAAUGCCGAAACGCUAUAUUGAUUCUUUGAUAAGGCCACGGUAUGUUUGGGUCGAUGGUUAUGAAUGCAAAUCAGACACAGAUAAUGCCGGAUGGCAAUUCCAUUCGGACCUUCGCGAACGUGCAAGCAAAUUAGUUGCUCAAUUCGAUUCGUUAUUCCUCCUGCGUCCACCAUUCUCAAUAACAGUAACAAUUGAAAUUCUGCAAUAUUGUGAAUCGACAAUUUUUAUGACGAUUGUUGCUUGAAAAUUUAACCAGUGGACAGAACACAGUGAUUAUUUACAUGUUUAAGAGAAAAUCGUGCUUUCAGGGUAGAAAAUACAUAGAAAAGAAAAAUGUUAGUGUUUCCAAUGCUUUGCUUGUCUUACUUCGCUGCUAUGCUUUUAUUAUUGCAAUAGUUCCAAGCGUGAUUCAAGGAGCAGAAAUUAGAAUAUUUGUAGCUCACACUUACAAAAGCUUUAUAUCUUAUGCUUCGUUUAAUGUUUCAUUUUUCUAUUCAUUAGCAAGACUGAACGGUAUAAAGCUUUAUACAUGGAGCUGAUCAAUAUAAAGUAUGCUACGCUCAUUGAAUAAGAUAAAUGCAAAUACAGCAUAGGGAAACAUUUUAUAUAAAAGUGACACAUAAUUGUUAUUGCGAUUAGAAAAUAUAUACUUGACUCAAUUUAAUUAUUGAAUUUGUAUAACCAUUCCUCAUCCUUAUGCAAGUACAUUUUUAUACAAAAUUUUCUAUUUUUAAUAUUGAUCCUUAAUGAUCUUGUAAUUACUUCAUUGUAAAAUCAUGUAAUUUAUUCAGAACGAAGAGAAAAAUGUUGGUGAAUCUAUAAUCGUUCAAUAAUUUCUUCCAAGUAUUCAAGUAUUUCAUUUUCUAAUGAUCCGUAUGAAUUAAGCAGAAUAUUUCUAGAUAUAUUGCAACACCAUUUUCAUUUCUAUGCAACAACAGUCCAUUAGCGGGCACCUUUGAUCUCAAACACAAGUUUCAUUAACCUUAUUCUUAUCAACUGAUUCAACAAGCAGUUUACUACAAAAUUACACAUUCUACAGGCAAUUCAAAACAAAAUUCUGAACUAUGAUCAACAAUUACUAACAUAUCUUGAAUCCUGAAACAAUGAACAAGUUCUCAAAUUCCAAAUACACUUCACUGCUAGACAAAGCCAAUCAUCUUUAAGUAACAUUUAUUCAAACAAACAAGCAGAAAUAUUUCAAUCAAGUAUUUUUAACAGCCAUAAAAACAUUGUUACUAAGAGUACAUUAAUUUUCAGUAAUUCUUCCUGAAUAAAAUAUUUUUUAUUGAACUACUGUUACUUCCGUCACCUUUUUCUUAUCAACACUAAUUGCUGAAUUUUAUUCUAUAUUAAGCUUUUACUAAUUCUGCCUCGUUAAGAUUUUUUUACAGCUAUUACAAUUCACUGCUGGCUAAAAAAAAUUAUUUGCAUUCAAAUCAAUUUAUCACUAUUAAUUACUGAUUUUUUUUCGCACAAAACUUCUUUCAAACAGGUUCGUAUUUAAUAAACGUGUACGGCUAUUGUACAGUGGAGUUUCUCCGACCACCCUGAGGCCACUCACUUCGCGAGUAGAAUUUCAAUCCGAAGAAUUUACUUGUACUGGUCAGUCGUUGUCUUUGAGUCGCUUGCUACGUGUCGUACACGCUUCGAACGCGCCGAUUCUUUUCUUCACGCGUGCUUCUACCAGUGAUUUCAAUGCUUGGAUACGCGUGUCACUCGCCUAGAGAGCCGAUUAGUCUUGUUUUUUCUUGAAAGUGAUUCGAAUCAUUGACAUGGACGAAGUGAUUAGAAAAAUUGUAUUAGGUCGAAAUACAGACGAUUUCGAAAGACUUGCUAAAGUGUAUCGACAGUCUGAUUUUGUGUUAUGGUACGGUGAAAGUUUCUUUCCUUUGAUCUCCGAUGUGAACGAUCGAGAAGUGACGGUGGUAUCGAUUUGCUAAUUUUUUGUUUUGAAUCUGAUUUUAGGAAAUCUUUUACUAAAUAAUUACUAAAUACUGUACUCUUGGGGUUGAUAAUUUUUUUUUUUAAUAUUUCUAUUAACAUUCUGAAGCUCUGACUUGUCUAAACAAAGUUUCUACAAAAUUUUUUAUGCUUAUUGUUCCAUUAAUUGCAAGUACAUUUUAAUGAAUAAUUAAUAUAGAUUCUGAGUAAAGUGAAAGCACGAUAAACAAAAUUUCAAUGUGCAUCUACGAUAUUGUGAAGUUAUCAAGUUAUAAAUUCAUAUGGCAUCUCCUUCGAAUGAAUAUUUCUUCGCAAAUGACAAUGAAGAAACUCUGGAUGACCUAUUAUUUAACAUCGAAAAAUCGGAAUACGACAUUUUGGAAAAGCCGCCGUUUAAAGACGUCUCAACUGGAGAUGAAGAUGCGGAUUAUUCUAUGGUGAAAGGGCCCCAAGAUAUUGAAACAUAUCCUUUAACGAACAGUGUUCCUAAUAUCAUAAAGAUAUUACUGGUCUUCCCCAAAGAUGAUCAGCAGAUGGACAUUCUUGCCACCACUUCGAGAAGGUUGGGAUGGAGCGUGUCGGUGGCGAAAGAUGCGGAAAAAGCGGUCGAAUAUUUCCAAGAUCGAAAUCACGAGCUAGUGAUCAUCGAUCACCGGGGGCAGCGUGCCGCGGAGGCCAAUGCAGUUUGUAGGGCGAUUAGGUCUAGUCCAGUUUAUCGUAAUACCGUUAUCAUAGCUCUUGUAAAAAAAUCGUUUCUUAUGCAUGCUGAGAAAGAUAAAAUCGUGUCAUUGGAUUUGUUAGAAACAGGGUUCACCAAAGUAAGUUUUUAUUUUUGUAUAUUUUUAACUAAACUAUUUUUAUCAUCGAAGAUCAUGGAUUUUAAAAAGCCAAAUCUCUUUACGUUACUACACGAUUAUAGCAGAUUAGAUAAUGGAUUUUUUUGGACUUUAUUUCAGGCUUUAAUGGAGUGCUCUCAUGAGGGUAUAUUAAUUAACGAAUUAGUGGGAAUCUAUACAAAUGGAUUGCUACCAAGAACACAACUCGCUGCUGCUGAUGCUUUGUAUUUGGCUCUUGACAGAUGCCACGAUAUGGUACAAGUGACAAACGAUAAACACAUUGUACAGUUUGUUAAUAAAAUUAGCGAGAAGUUGCUAGGCUAUAAAGUCAGCGAAAUGUUAGGAAAAAGCAUCACUGAGAUAGUGUUCUACGAGAAUUUCGUUCUAAUGGAGCAACAAAUUAACAAAGGCCAUGAAUUCGAGGGGAAUAUGAACUGCAAGAGAAAAAAUAAUCAAAUGAUCACUAUCAACUGCCGAGUAAUACCUUUUAGUAUUACUUUGAAAAAACCAACUCAUUACAUAUAUGUGUACGAUACUAUGUACCUGUCAGAAAAUAUAGAUCCAUUGAGUCCAGUUAUUAAUCAAGUUCAACAACCUAGUUUCCCAAAACCGGCUGGUGUUGUGGUACAAAGGCGAACUUCUGAUAUGAAAUCAGGCAACAGCGAGGGCCGCAGGCGGUCCAGUUUGCGCAAACUUCAUAGUUUACAAUUAGAAGCACCGAUUACAAAAGUGAUUAUGCUUCUUUCAAAUGCGAUUACGGAUUCAACAUCCCCCGACAUAGCAGCACAAAUCGACAAGGCAAUAGAAAUUCUCAAAACCACCGAACUAUACGUGCCAUAUUUGAAGGAGGACAGAACCUACACUGACCCCGUAGCAACUGACCUCGUUGGGGCCUUGCUAUCCUCACCGCGAAAACCAUGGGAAUCCAGAAGAUCGUCGAUAGAAUCAGCACGAUUAUCUACAUUCAGGAACGUUAUUCAGACCCCGAAUUCCUCUCGUAUGCAGAUCAAAGGUUUCAGGGGGCCUCAGGCGAUCGCAGAAAUAUUAGACAAAUGUUUGGAGUGGAGCUUCGAUAUUUUCAAACUAGAAAUUCUGACGGAGAAAAGGCCACUUCUCUUCUUAGGAAUGACAGUGAUGAAUUUGUAUCGUGUACCGGCUAGACUAGGCUGCGACGAGAAGAUCAUACAAAAUUGGCUAACAUUAAUAGAGAUGAAUUAUCAAGCUACUAAUUGCUAUCACAAUUCUACCCAUGCUGCGGACGUGUUGCAAGCUACUGCCAGGUUUAUGCAAUCCGAAAGACUCAAGCAGAUUUUGGAACCUUUGGACGAAGUUGCGGUUCUGAUUGCUGCUACUGCUCAUGACAUCGAUCAUCCGGGCAGAUCAAGCCAAUUUCUUUGCAACGCUGAUUGCAAACUAGCGGUCCUCUAUAAUGAUCUAUCGGUACUUGAAUCACACCACGCAGCCUUGACGUUUAAGUUAACUUUAGAAGACGAUAAUGUCAAUAUUUUCAAAAACUUGGAAAGAGACACCUACAAAAUGAUUCGGCAGGUAGUGAUCGAUAUGAUCCUGGCUACUGAAAUGACAAAACAUUUCGAGCACCUGGCUAGAUUCAUGAAUCUUUGCAGUUCAAGAAUUGUGGUAGACAAUCAAACAGAUGCUUACUCGGAUAACGUAGACAUGUCAGUGGUAUUGCAACCAGAAAAUGUAGUGUUGGUGAAAAGAAUGAUGAUCAAGUGUGCAGACGUGUCAAAUCCAACACGACCGCUAAAAUUUUGCGUAGAAUGGGCCAGACGAAUCGCCGAGGAGUAUUUUAGUCAGACUGACGAAGAAAAGAAGUUGAAACUACCAGUAUUGAUGCCAGUCUUCGACAGACAAACGUGCUCGAUACCAAAAUCACAAAUCGGUUUUGUCGAUUUCAUCAUCAAUGAUAUGAUCGAAGCGUGGGAUGCAUUUAUCGAUAUGCCUGAGCUAGUGGGAUACAUGAGGCAGAAUUACGAGAAAUGGAAAGAAUAUAGCGAACAAGGAAUAUCAACUCUAGAGGAUAUCGAAAAAUUACAACUUCUCCCGGAGCUUCACGUAGAUCGACCCGCAUGACCCGUAAAAAAAAAACAAAUCGAAUCUUAUGACCCAUGGAGAAAAGAAUUCGGAUCUUCCCAAAUACUUUUUUCACAUCCGUCCCAACAAAGUUCACGAAACGAGCUUUGUAUAAUCUAAUUUGUAACAUAUUCGUAACACUUAAGAAAAUAGAAAUAAUACGACAUGCCAUACAGUUGUAAAUUUUUUUUUUUUUUAGAAUAUACACGUAAUUCAUUCAUCUUCGUUGUUGUUCUUGGAUCUACGCUUCCUACCCACUUUUCAUGAAAGUCGAUCAUCUAUUUUAAACUCAUGAGACACCACGACCCUCCCCUCUCGUCGUCGUGCACGCAUAUUUGGCUGUUUACUCAUUUAUCUUUUCUGGAUUAUGUUUGAAAACAAAUGAUUCAUUUUUCUUUCCUGGACUUUGUUUAAAAAUAAAAUAUUUCUAUAUUUAUGCUGUUGAUCAUAGGAACUUACAACACGAUGAUGAUUGAUUUGUAAUAAUAAAUAUUUUACUCAGGCCUUCGUUUACCAUUGAAUCUAUUUUAAUAAAUACGAUUCUUAAAUAUUUGCACCCUAUUCCUUCACCAUUUAAAAAAAGAAAUAUUAGAAGACUCACCACCACCAUUGUGUUUUAAUUUUCCUCCAUUUAUCCUAUCGUCAUUUCCUUUAAAUAUAAGAUUGUAAAUAAAAUUUCUAUUCGUACCUUUAAUCUUCCCAGGAAGGACUGUGGAUUGAUAUCGUGAAUUAAAAAAAGCACUGUAUUUUUUUUUACGUCUGGUUUCACUUUAUUAUUUCUCUCAGCCAAUAAAAGUUUGUUUAUGGACCUACAUCGCUAGGCGAUGGCGGACUGUGUUACACAAAUACGGGAACAAGAAUUGUUUUUCGUUAUUUCGUUAUUUCGUUAUUUCGUUAGAUCAGCAAGAGAAUUUUGCGCGUAUAUAUGCGUUCUAUAAUUUCAUGUAUUUUGGACACACACUUUUGUGUGUUUACAAUAGGAGACGGUGCGUUGUUCAUUAAUUUUACGAUGCCUCUCUAUAUAAUGAUGGAAAGAUCUAUUCGUCAUAACUUUGUAGCCAUAAAACGUCGAAUAUAAUAGUAAUAAUAAUGUAUAAUAUUAAAUACACGCGUCCUUGUGAUUCGGUAUUAAUUACGGAUAUUUCGUGUAACAAUUUUUCGUUUUACUAUGAAGACGGUUAAGCAGCAAAGAAUAAAAAAUAGCGCAAUCGGUGAAAGCCAUUAUUUUCUUUUUACCAUGAAUAUUACAAGAGAGAAAUUUAGUACAAUAUUCUUGUUGAUGGUUGUUACUAAGUCACAGAAUGUAUAAAGAAUCCACCAUAUUAUAAACCACACUAUUUAUAUAAUUGAUUGGAUGUUAAGUAAUACACUUGUGUAUAUGUGGAAACCACGCGCAAUAUAAUUUCUUUUUAAAUUCUUAAGAAAUUUUUCUCUCUCUCUCCUUCCUCUAUCAUUUAACACACGAAUAAUUCGAAGUCGUUUUAUCCAGUACUAAAAAA